Molecule: messenger RNA, 999 nt
Organism: Theileria parva strain Muguga
Lineage: Eukaryota; Apicomplexa; Aconoidasida; Piroplasmida; Theileriidae
Gene: PBE2
Product: Proteasome subunit beta type-5-B
Exons: 7
Coding region: 146-946 (266 amino acids)
Cellular component (GO): proteasome core complex
Molecular function (GO): threonine-type endopeptidase activity
Source: RefSeq, a predicted model, not a curated record
UUUAGAUUAUGUGUAUUGAUUAUUAAUUUUGGUAUUUAACUUUGCAAUUGGGCAAUAGGUUGAUUGAACUAAUAUUAUUUUAAAUUUUAUAUUUAUGACAAAUACUUCAAUUUUAUUUAAAAACUAAUUUAUUUAUUUAAAUAAAAUGGAAGAAAGUGAUUUAAGGCCUUGCGACGAUGUUGUCAUCCAGUCAGGAAACGCAACUGACAUUCUAAGGAACGGAUUCAAGAUGUUUCCAAUUAAGGAGGUGAAUAUGUUAAACACAUAUAUGGCCCAGGAAGCACAAAACGCUAAGAAUUUUAAAAAGGGAACAACAACGCUAGGGUUUAUUUUUGAUCACGGAGUUAUCCUUGCAGUUGAUAGUAGAGCGUCGAUGGGUCCAAUAGUAUCAACUCAGAGCGUCAGUAAAGUUAUUGAGAUAAACUCGUAUCUUCUGGGAACUAUGGCAGGUGGAGCUGCGGACUGUUCAUACUGGGAAAGACACCUAGCAAAGUUGUGCAGAUUACAUGAGCUUAGAAAUCAGUGUCGUAUCUCUGUUGGAGCUGCUUCUCAGAUCCUUGCUAACAUCUUUUACUAUUUCAAGGGUUACGGACUAUCAGCAGGCACAAUGAUCGCUGGAUAUGACUUGAACGGGCCUGGUCUAUACUAUGUCAGCAGUGAGGGUGAAAGGGUUAAGGGGAAGCUCUUUAGCGUAGGCUCCGGAUCAAUGUUUGCCUACGGUGUUAUUGACCAGGGAUAUCGAAGUGAUAUGUCACUUGAAGAGGCCGUAGAGCUUGGAACCAGGGCCAUUUACCAAGCUGGACAUAGAGACGGAUUCUCAGGAGGAUUUGUCAACUUAUAUCACGUUCACAAGGAUGGCUGGACUAAAUUGGUUGAUCGUCGUGAUAUUAAUGAGCUUCAUUAUCUAUAUGCCGAUAAGAAAGGAAUGCCUGGAGAUGCCAUGUAAUUAAUUUUUUUCCACUUAAUUUAAUGAUAUUACACUUAAUGUUAUUCUCUUCA